Molecule: messenger RNA, 1068 nt
Organism: Austrofundulus limnaeus
Lineage: Eukaryota; Metazoa; Chordata; Actinopteri; Cyprinodontiformes; Rivulidae
Product: zinc finger protein 782
Exons: 3
Coding region: 81-770 (229 amino acids)
Biological process (GO): regulation of transcription by RNA polymerase II
Molecular function (GO): RNA polymerase II cis-regulatory region sequence-specific DNA binding; DNA-binding transcription factor activity, RNA polymerase II-specific
Source: RefSeq, a predicted model, not a curated record
CUCCACACAUAAAAGAGGAGGACAUCUGUAGUGGUCAGGAUGAAGAGCAGCUUUCACUCAAGCAGGAGGCUGAGACAUUUAUGGUGACUCCUACUGAUGAGGAGAUGACCCACCAGGAACCAGAACCUCCACAAGAGGAACCAGAACCUAAACAAGAGGAACCAGAACCUCCACAGAUGGAUGAGAACCAUGAGGAUCCAACACUUUUCCUCAUUAAAGGAGAACACGAAGAAGAAGCAGAAUCUUCAGAGAUGGAAGAGGAGCAGGAGACUGAUACCUUCAUGGUAUCUUCUGCUAACAAAAGAGAUCAGUGUGAGUUAGAACCAAACAGGAAGCAGCUCCUCUCUCAGAACUCUGCUGAAGCUGAGAACCAAGUUCAGGAAGGAAGCAGGACUGGAGAUCGGCCCUUAGUGAAGAAAAAAACUAAACCAUUUCUGUGUUUGACCUGUGGGAAAUGUUUUCCAUACAAAAGUGGUUUAACUGCUCAUAUGAGAACUCACACAGGUGAGAAGCCCUUCACCUGUCAGACCUGUGGGAAAAGUUUUAUUCAUAAACACAGUUUAAAAUCCCACAUGAACUGUCACACAGGUGAGAAGCCCUUCUCCUGUCAGACAUGUGGAAAAAAAUUUAACCAUAAAAGCAGUUUAGUCUGUCACAUGAGAACUCACACAGGUGAGAAGCCCUUCUCAUGUCAGACCUGUGGGAAACGUUUUAAUCAUAAAAACAGUUUAAAAUACCACAUGAAAUGUCACACAGGUGAGAAUGUGUGAUUUUAAGAUUCUUCGUAGUUUGAGUCUGUAGUUCAUCAUAUAAACAUUCAAACUGUUGCUGUCUGCUGAUUAAAGUAACAUUUAUAUAAAUAAAAAUCAGUUUACUGAGACUUUUAUUACUGUAAUGUGUUUAAGACUGUGGCCUUGUGGGUAAUAUAGUUGCAGCUUUUUAUGAAAUCAGAAUCAGCUUUAUUGGCCAAGUAUGUUGAUACACAAAAGGAAUUUGUUUCCRGCUGUUUGUUUAUUUCUAAAUGCACCAGAUGUUUUUGUUGUCUGGAUGAUUUUAUGUUCACUGAUU